Drosophila rhopaloa is the source of this 282-nucleotide messenger RNA. RefSeq lists its product as uncharacterized. Lineage: Eukaryota; Metazoa; Arthropoda; Insecta; Diptera; Drosophilidae. The record is from RefSeq and is a predicted model, not a curated record. The transcript is spliced from 2 exons.
AUGUCAUGGUGACCGUACGUGCGGCCAAACAAAUUACAGGGAAAUUGCGUCACCUGCAGGAAUUUCCACUCAGCAUUGUCAAAUGGCAUCAGAAAUCGUUGGACAUGUUGUAACAUUAAUUUGACAUUUUACGGCCCAGGACAGGGAUCGACUCCUUAACAAUCUGGCCCCAGACCGCAGAGCAACACAGGACAACGGCAGACAUCUGUCGAGCGGACCAAGGAUGCUGGAGCCACCAAGAGAUCUUGCACCAACAUAUCCGAAGCACUCGGAAAAAUAUAA